AUGCGUUGUGAAACCAGUCAAAACCACAAAUCUAUCCAGAGCAAUGGCAUGGAUCGGAGGGAGAUGCAUGAUGACCUGGCCAUAUGCAGUCCAACAGUGCUUGGCUUUUGCCUGGACAAAAAACUUUGGGAUGAGCGUUCAUACCAAUGGGACAGUGUUGAGCUUGGGCUAAGUGCUGGUCUAAGGGAAUUUGCUGUCGAGAACGUUGAGGAGAUCAGAUUCACAGAGUCCCCUUUUGACAUGUUAAUUAUCCCCGGGGAUAAGAAAAGGUCAUCAAAUCUCUCACCGAGAGCCGUGUCAGCGCGACAAAUGAAGCAGGGGCAGGCGGCCCUCCAGGAGUGGGGAAGACGCUUAAAGCCAUCGCGGAACGAAUUAAACGGCCACCCAAUCUCCUCUGGGGAUUUAAGUACACGUGCUGAGGAGCUGGAAGUCCAGCUCACUCGUACCUUUCGCAUUGUUAGUGACUGGAAGGCGGUCCUCUUCCUCAAGGAGGCCGAUGUAUACCUACAACAGCGAGAUAGUCUGCAGCUGGGACGGAACCACCUUGUCGCUACAUUCCUUCGCACGCUUGAAUACUAUAAUGGAAUUUUCUUCCUCAAGACGAAUCUUCUUACCAACUUUGAUGUUUCCAUUCUUGAUCGAACCCACCUAAAGCUCCGGUAUGAUAAUUUGGAUUCCUCCGUCCAUUGGGGUAUUUUCAACCACUUUCUUAGUGAAGCAAAGGCAGAUGUUAAGGAAGAAGAGCUUAGCACAUUUGCUGAAAUCAGUCUAAAUGGUCGUCAGAUCAAGAAUGUUGUGGAGAUUGCCCGCAACGUUGCCAUAAAUGACAGUGCCAAGUUGUGUGCAGAUCACAUUCAAACAGCUCUGACAGCGAGUGGAUAUGCUAUUCCUACUAAGGGUGCAUUGCCAUUUGACAAUAGCCUGUAUGAAUAA
Rasamsonia emersonii CBS 393.64 is the source of this 933-nucleotide messenger RNA. RefSeq lists its product as uncharacterized. Lineage: Eukaryota; Fungi; Ascomycota; Eurotiomycetes; Eurotiales; Trichocomaceae. The record is from RefSeq and is a predicted model, not a curated record. The transcript is spliced from 4 exons. Bases 1 to 933 code for a protein of 310 amino acids.